AUGUCUGUCGAAAUGUUGCGUCGCCGCACCACCACCGCGGGGGCCGCAUCCGAUGCAGCCACCACUACAACCACCACCACCACCAUAAACAACAAAGCCGAGGCUCAACCUGUCACAGCAGCCGCCGCCGCAGCGGCAAAGACAGCAUCGACUUGGGCACGCGAGCUGCUCUCCAUCGACCUCGUGCCCGAAUGGUACGGCGAAAACCCAUACAUCAUCACCGGGUACCGGCCUGUGUUUGCGGCAGCACUGCCUUGCUUCAAGAGCUGGCUGUACCUCCACAACCAGACGGGCAACAUCUACACGCAUCUAGUGCCGGGUGUCGCUGCUGUUGCGGGCAAUGCGGUGCUCGCGGCAUACUUUGAGGCGAAUUAUCCUGGCGCAACGCUGACUGAUCGCCUUGUCUUCCAUGUGUACCUGACGGCGGUCGCUACGUGCUUUGGCGUCUCGGCGGCCUACCACACGCUGCUGUGCCAUUCGGAGCAGUGGGCGGAUCUCUGGAUUCGCUUAGACUAUGUGUGCAUCUCGGCGCUGAUUAUGGCCUCGUUUGUGCCGGGGUUGUACAUGGGCUUUUACUGCGAGCCCAUGCUGCUGCGGUCGUACCUUGGCUUGAUCUUUUGCAUGGGCGUCUACAACUCGUACUUGUCCAUGACGGACCGCUGCGGAUCAAAGGACUGGCUCAAGUCGCGGCUGCUGCCUUUCCUUGCACUCGGCCUGUCUGCGUUUAUCCCGAUUAUCCAUGCGGCGCUGCUGUUCCCGUACCAUGAGUUCCAGAAGCAGGCUGGCCUCAACUACUAUUACAUUGAGGGCGCAUUCAUGGUCACCGGUGUUAUCUUUCUAAUUACAAAGUUCCCAGAGUGCUGGCUGCCAGGCCGCUUCGACUAUCUCGGGUGCUCGCACCAGAUAUUUCAUUGCUUUGUUGUCUUGGGAACCAUCAGCCACUUCAUCGGCAUCUUGUCUGGCUACGACUACAACUACAAUAAUCCCCGCUGUGGUCUGCGACAGGUUGCCACGCAGCUGUAA
Molecule: messenger RNA, 1023 nt
Organism: [Torrubiella] hemipterigena
Lineage: Eukaryota; Fungi; Ascomycota; Sordariomycetes; Hypocreales; Clavicipitaceae
Source: the annotation of a GenBank genome assembly